AUGGAUCCGAUCGUGCAAGCGGGCACGCAGGUGCAACAGCUGAUCAAUUUUGUAUGUGUACAGGAGUUUGGAAGGAUGCCUAUUAUGCAAAUCAAAUUCGGCUAUACGGAUAGAACUGGUCAAUCUCACUCUUUUGAUAAGUCGGUGUACCUGCCAGUUUUCGUCAACAAGUUCUUCGAGCCCACUGAAAUGCCGUCUGAGCAGUUCUUUGCCAGAUGGAAAGCUCUUGGUCAGCCAUCACAAGAAUGUCAGAAAAUCUUUCCUGCGAAAGUGUCUAUGGAUCCAGCGCUUGUCACUCAGAAACUGAAUGGUUUGGGUGCGAAAUUGUUGCCCAAUGUUGAUCCCAAUCCUGACAACUUACGCCCCCCCCAUUUGUGUGCUGGUAUAAUCCAUACGCAAACGCAACAGAUUGGAACCUUAAUUCGAUUGGAACCGAAUAAGCAAGCAAAGAUGUACCGCUUAACUGUGCGAAGCAGUAAGGACACUGUGUCUACCUAUCUCGUUGAUGCUCUUGUUGAACAGUUUUAG
Molecule: messenger RNA, 528 nt
Organism: Cooperia oncophora
Lineage: Eukaryota; Metazoa; Nematoda; Chromadorea; Rhabditida; Trichostrongylidae
Source: the annotation of a GenBank genome assembly